AAGGUUGCAGAAGAAAAGCGUGCAGCAGCUGCAAAGGCAAAAGAGGUGCGUGAUCAUGAGCGUGCUAAGGAACGCGCAGGCAUUGAUGCGCGCAAAGAGCAAAGACGCAAGAAUAAAGAGGCUUAUAACGCUGCAAAAGCUCUUGAAUUAUGCUAA
Didymella exigua CBS 183.55 is the source of this 156-nucleotide messenger RNA. RefSeq lists its product as uncharacterized. The annotation marks the transcript as partial. The record is from RefSeq and is a predicted model, not a curated record. Lineage: Eukaryota; Fungi; Ascomycota; Dothideomycetes; Pleosporales; Didymellaceae. The transcript has a single exon.